This is a messenger RNA of Aspergillus pseudoviridinutans, 1128 nucleotides long. RefSeq lists its product as uncharacterized. The record is from RefSeq and is a predicted model, not a curated record. NCBI's taxonomy places the organism in Eukaryota, Fungi, Ascomycota, Eurotiomycetes, Eurotiales, Aspergillaceae. Bases 1 to 1128 code for a protein of 375 amino acids. The transcript has 3 exons. Gene Ontology annotation, molecular function: nucleotide binding.
AUGUCUCCUAUCCGCGUUGGCCUGAUCGGCCUUUCUGGUGCUACGGACUACGAGGGCACUGCCUGGGCCGCAAAUGCUCAUCUCCCAUUUCUGCAACGAUCAGAGCAUUUCACUAUCGCGGCGUUGCUCAACUCUUCCGUUCAGUCAGCGCAAGCUGCUAUUGAGAAGUAUAAUCUCCCAAAGGAUACCAAGGCGUACGGCAAUCCACAAGACCUCGCCAAUGACCCCGACAUUGACCUGGUGGUCUCUGUUGUCCGAGUCGACCGACAUUUCCAGACUGUGCGUCCCAGUCUAGAGGCAGGCAAAACCGUCUUUGUCGAGUGGCCCCUCGACCGCAACCUAGAGGUCGCAAGAGAAAUGGCAGCUUUGGCAUCCGCUCACAAUGCAAAGACUAUUGUGGGGGUGCAAGCUUCCUACUCACCAGUUGUCCGCAAGUUGCGUCAGUUGGUGCACGAAGGAGCCAUUGGCCGGAUUCUGUCCAGCACCUUUCUAGGCUCGUGUGGGAACGAUGUGGCCUCCGAAAGUAAGAAUGUCCGAUACUUUCUCGACAGAACAGUGGGAGGAAACCUGAUGAGUAUUCCUGUCGGACACAACCUAGAAGCUGUGGUCUCCGUCCUAGGGGAAUUCAAGAGCGUCACCAGCAGCUGUGCCAUUAGUCGUCCGGAGCUGGACAUUGUCGAUUACGCGGACGGCGGCAAGGUGGUUGAGAAAUCAGUGCGCAACACAGUUCCCGAUCAGAUUCUGAUUCACGGCAUGGCAGAGGAGUCAAAUGCAUUCGUCACCAUCAACCUGUACGCAGGGAAGGAAAUGCCAGGUCUGCCGCGCCUCGACUGGAGGAUUCAGGGGGAGAAAGGCUGGCUGCGAGUGACUUCGCCUAUGGGGUUCCUCAAUGUCGGUACGCCAGAGACCAAGUUGCAGCUUUAUCGGACUGAGUCUGGGCAAGUCGAAGAGGUCAAAGUGGACGAAGACGAAUGGGACUCUCUGCCGAUACCUGCUCAAAAUAUCGCGCGACUGUAUGAGGCGUAUCGUAAAGGGGAGUGGUAUCCUACGUUUGACUGGGCUGUGAGGAGACAUGAGUUGAUUGAUGGGAUGUGGAAGCGAUUUGACAAGGGAAUUCAGUUGGGUUGA